Messenger RNA from Brugia malayi, 687 nucleotides. RefSeq lists its product as uncharacterized. The coding region runs from base 1 to 687 and encodes 228 amino acids. Gene Ontology annotation, molecular function: zinc ion binding; ubiquitin-protein transferase activity. Gene Ontology annotation, biological process: protein ubiquitination. Lineage: Eukaryota; Metazoa; Nematoda; Chromadorea; Rhabditida; Onchocercidae. The transcript is spliced from 3 exons. The record is from RefSeq and is a predicted model, not a curated record.
AUGGAAGAAGAAAUAAGAGGUGCAAUACUACCGAAUAAUAGCACUACUACUACUACUAAUAGAAGUAAUAGUAGUAGUAGUAUCAGUAAUACUAGUACUAGGAAAUUAUCAUAUUUAUCAAAAGUUGAAAGCAAUAUAACAAUUCUAUCUGGUAUAUUUCCAUUUUCAUCUCAAGUUACAUCAUCGUUAUCAUCAUCAUCAUUAUCAUCAUUUGAUAAUAUCAUGACUGAUCAUUCCAAGGUUUGUCGAUAUUGUUUAUCAGAUGAUGAAACUAGUGAAUGGUUAGCACCGUGUAAAUGUAUUGGAACAAUGAAAUGGGUUCAUUUGAGUUGUUUCGAGCAAUGGCUUUCAUUUGCGCCUUAUGCGAUGAAAUAUAGCUGUGCUAUAUGCAGUUAUGUGUAUCGACGUCAAUGGAAAUUAAAAUCUUACAAAAAUUGGCAUUGGCCACAAUUUCAUCUACGUAUAACCGAUCUUUUGGGAAUAUACUUUGAUAUAACUCUUACUUAUCGCAUAUAUCGCUACUUUCCACGUUGUUUGGAUAAUAGGGUUACAUUCUUCCUCUAUGCAAGCUAUCUUUUGCUUUGGAAAUUAGUUGUUCUGAGUAGAAUAAGACUUAAUUUUUAUUCAAAUAUUGUGUAUGAUAUUAUUACAUCGAUAUGCUCGUCGAAGGUGCUUGAUGCAUUGUAA